AUGGAGGAUGAACGUUAUGACCUGUCCAAAGUAAUCCCGGCUUACUAUUGCUGCUAUUUACUUCGAUCGUUGGGUACGGGCUAUAAAGGCUCAGCGUUAUACAUUGGCUCCACACCAGACCCUGCCCGUCGCCUCGCUCAGCAUAACGGGCUCUCCAAAGGCGGAGCCCGCAAAACGGCGAAUGAAAAGAGACGACCAUGGGAGAUGGUUAUGGUAGUAGAAGGGUUUACCAGUAAUAUUGCGGCUUUGCAAUUUGAGUGGGCAUGGCAACACCCGGGGGCUACUAGACAUCUUACUUCAAAAGACGAGGACGAGAAUGGAGAGUUAAAUGCUAAACAUGACACUAAAAAUAACGCCGUGGUGGGAGGACCUCAGCAGAAGCCCGGGGCUCAGAAUAAAUCUAAAGCCCAGAGGGGACCUAAAGCUUCCGAAAAGGGCACAGAAGAUGAUAAGAAAAAGAAAACCAAGAGAAAACCACCACCUCGUCGUACGCGGCACUCCUUAAAGGCUCAUCUGGAAGACCUACACCUCCUAUUGCGGUCUACGUACUUCAAAGAUUGGCCUCUUACUCUACGAUUUUUUGCCGCCGAUGUUUCUCAGGCUUGGAGAGGAUGGUGUGAUCGUGUAGACGGAAUUAUACCUGAUCAUAUCAAGAUUAUUGCAGACGGAAAUUGCACAGACAUCUUCGCUCGGCAUGAGGAACGCAGCUCGGCAGUUGGAAGCGUCCAAGAUAUCAAGGUCGACUACACACCAAUAAGGGACUAUGUGGAAAAAGGGAUGUUUCUACUAGACGACAUCAAGAGCUCAGCUUGCAAAGUAUGCGAAGCACAAUAUAAGGAGAACGACCUAGCUGUUGUUUGCCCAAUAGCCAGCUGCAAUAGCACCGCCCACUUGCUGUGUCUGUCAGAAAAAUUCCUGGGUACGGCGAAAGAUAUGGAUCGGUUUGUUCCGCUUGCUGGGAAGUGCCCCAUGUGUGCUCAGACCGUUCAAUGGCCAUCCAUGAUACAAGAAUUGAGUAUUAGAACCCGGGGAAGAGAUAUGACGCGUGCGAUGGUGAAUAGAUGCGAGAGGAAGAGUAGGAAAGCCUUGAAGGAUACGGAAGGCAAGACAGCAACGGUGGAAAACCCGAUAGUUACCGCAACUAUGGAACGUGACUCCUCGGAUGAGGAUUUCCAUGAUACAGAUUCUCUGGAUGACUAUUGGGACAAAGUUUUAGAUUCUGACUUGGAAUCUGGCGCAAACUGCCCCCCACAACAAGAUUCAAAGGACUCGAAGGUUGAAGUGGUCAUUGAAGACAGUGAGCUUGACGAUGAUGAGUCACUGGGUUGA
Molecule: messenger RNA, 1329 nt
Organism: Aspergillus versicolor CBS 583.65
Lineage: Eukaryota; Fungi; Ascomycota; Eurotiomycetes; Eurotiales; Aspergillaceae
Product: structure-specific endonuclease subunit SLX1
Exons: 2
Coding region: 1-1329 (442 amino acids)
Biological process (GO): double-strand break repair via homologous recombination
Cellular component (GO): Slx1-Slx4 complex
Molecular function (GO): 5'-flap endonuclease activity; crossover junction DNA endonuclease activity
Source: RefSeq, a predicted model, not a curated record